AUGACUAAGAAGGACAAGGGACCAAAGAUCCAAACCAUCACCACCAAGUCCGGCGAAAAAAUAAAGGCCUUUGAGGAUUUGAACCAGUUCGAGACGUUCUUGAAACAGGAGACCGAGGACGACGAGUUCGACAACUUGCAUUGCCAGAUCAAGUACUACCCCCCCUUCAUCAUGCACGACUGCCAUGAGGACCCCGAGAAGAUUCCCAACACCGCAAACUCGAACUCCAAAAAGUUUGUCAGACAUUUGCACCAGCACGUCGAGAAACAUCUCUUGAAAGACAUCCGAGAGGCUCUCGACAUCCCUGAACUGCAGUUCAAGGACCACUCCAAGGAGAAGGAGAGUGACCACAUCACUUGGCACUACCACGACGUCACGACGUACCACGACAAAAAGUUCCAGGUCAAUGUCAACGUCACUUGUAACCACGAGGACGCCCUAGUCAAUUUGGAGUACCAAACCUUGCCUAUAUAA
Tetrapisispora phaffii CBS 4417 is the source of this 474-nucleotide messenger RNA. RefSeq lists its product as uncharacterized. The transcript has a single exon. The record is from RefSeq and is a predicted model, not a curated record. Gene Ontology annotation, biological process: energy reserve metabolic process. The coding region runs from base 1 to 474 and encodes 157 amino acids. Lineage: Eukaryota; Fungi; Ascomycota; Saccharomycetes; Saccharomycetales; Saccharomycetaceae.